AUGGAAGAGGAAGAUGAUGAAGAUAUGUUUGCAAGUGAUGGUUCAGAUGAAGAGACUAUUCGGUUUCAUAAAGUGAAGGAGGAUGGUGAAUUGAUAGAUGAUGGAAUAAUCUUUAACCCCAAGACAGAUAUGAAGGAAGUUAAGUUCUGCUUGGGCAUGAAGUUUGCUACUGUCGAUAUUUUAAGGGAUGCAGUAAGGGAGUUUACAAUCCAAGGAGGGUGGGAAUUUGGUACUGUUAAGAGUGACAAGACAAGGUUGAGAGUCAUAUGUAGAGCACCCAACUGUCCAUUUCUGUUGUUUGCUUCAAAGUUGCAGCAUUGCAAUACUUUCAAGAUCAAGACUUUCAAUCCAGAGCACACAAGACGGUUGGACAACAAGAUGGUGAGACGAAAAUACCUAACAAAGAAGUUCAAGGAUGAAAUAUCUUUGAAUCCUAAUAUAGAACCAGAGAAGUUGAUGAACAAGAUGUCAAAGACCAUUAGAGCAGGAGUUUCAAAGACCAUGGCCUAUAGAACUAAGGUGGCUGCUGUGUUGGAGAUUGAAGGGAAUAUAAGGGAGCAGUAUGCGAGGCUGGGAGAUUAUGGGAGAGAACUUCAAAGAGUUGAUCUAGCUACAACUUUUGAUCUCAAGUGUGACUUCAACAAUUCAGAGAAGUCACAUGUUUUCAAAAGAAUGUACAUAUGUUUGGGAGCUUUGAAAAAUGGAUUCAAGGCUGGGUGUAGAUCACUGAUUGGCUUAGAUGGAGCUCACUUGAAGACCUGUUUUAGGGGGAAAUUAUUAACAGCAGUUGGAAUUGAUGCCAAUAACACAUCAUGGGUUGUGGCAUAUGCAAUGGUUGAGUUGGAAAACAAGGAUGCAUGGAUUUGGAUUUUGGAACUGUUAUGCAAGGAUCUUUCUAUUCACAACCAUGGAAGUGGCUGGAUUUUCAUAAGCGAUAAGCGAAAAGGAUUGAUCCCUGCUUUUAAUGAGGUGGUUCCAUCUGCAUCAAUAAGAUUUUGCGCAAGGCAUCUGUGGACAAAUUUUACUAAGAAGUUUCCUGGACUAGUCAUGAAGGAUGCCAUGUGGAAGUGCGCAAAAGCAACAACAUUGCAUUACUAUGAAACAGCAAUGGAGGAGAUGAAGGAACUUAAUAAGGAUGCUUAUGAUUGGCUAACAGAUCCUGAUAGGCCACCAAAACAUUGGUGUAGAGCUUUUUUCCGAGCUGGUUAUGAUUGUGACAUGCUCAUUAACAAUGCUUGUGAGAGCUUCAAUGGUUGGGUUUUGAGAGCAAGGUCUAAGCCCCCUAUUACUAUGCUAGAAGAGAUCAGAGUGAAGUUAAUGAGUCGGAUUCGUAUGAGAAGGGAGAAAAUGGGAGCUUACCAUGGGAACACCUGCCCCAAGAUCCGAAAAGUAAUCGAGAAAAACAAAGUGAAGGUUGCUGAGCAAUGCACUGCAACAUUCAGCGGUGAGCUUAAAGCUGAGGUUGAGAACAUUUCAGGCACCAAAAAUGUUGUGGUUGUUGGGCUGAGGACUUGCACAUGCAGAAUAUGGGACUUGACUGGAAUUCUUUGUAAGCAUGCCAUUUCUACACUCUUUGGGCUAAGACUGGAACCAGAUGAUUAUGUAUCACCAUGCUAUCUCAAGGAGACAUACAUGAGAAUUUAUGACAACUGCAUUCAACCAGCUAAUAGCAUGGAUUUGUGGGGCAGAGGUGAUGGUCCAAACAUUCUGCCUCCAGCUUACACAAGGCAGCCUGGAAGGCCCAAAACUAAAAGAACUAAGCAAGCUUUUGAGAUUGUCAUCAAUGGAACAGCUAAAGCUGGGAGGGAGCAAAGAUCAGUCAAGUGUGGAAAUUGUGGUCAAAUAGGUCACAAUAAGGUGACAUGUAAGAGUCAUCUGCCAAGCAAGAAGACAACCACUACUACCAAGAAGAAGACCACUAAUGCAGAAGGUUCUCAACAACAGAAGGAAAAAAGAGGGCCGUUGACUCCUAAUGAAUUAAGGAAGAAGGUAGAAGAAAGACUAGCAUAUCAAAGGAACAAAAUGGCUUCUUUGAGGGCUGAAAGGCUUGUUGCAAAUAGACCAAGGAGAGGAAGGCCACCAACUAGGCAACCAACUGCUUCUGCUGCAUCUACUGCAACUAGGCCACCAACUGCCCCUGCUCCUACUACCUCAAGGGCUUCAAGCGACAAUGCUGCAACCUCGACAAGGUCUUCUAAAAGGGUUAGGCAGAAUUCAAGCAGAGGAAAUGACAAAUAG
Messenger RNA from Fragaria vesca subsp. vesca, 2238 nucleotides. RefSeq lists its product as uncharacterized. The transcript is spliced from 5 exons. Gene Ontology annotation, molecular function: transposase activity; zinc ion binding; DNA binding. The record is from RefSeq and is a predicted model, not a curated record. NCBI's taxonomy places the organism in Eukaryota, Viridiplantae, Streptophyta, Magnoliopsida, Rosales, Rosaceae. Bases 1 to 2238 code for a protein of 745 amino acids. Gene Ontology annotation, biological process: DNA transposition.